AUGGCGUCUGGCUGCGGGGAGGAGGAGGGGACCGCGGAGGCCGUCUCAUGGAGACUCAUCGGCCCGGCCUCGGAGCUCUCCAAGAAGCGCUGCCGUCUCAUGUACUCCCCCCUCGGCCGUGACUCUGACGUGGGCCUGUUCUGUGUGAAGGGGGAGUUCUUCGCCAUGGAUGCUCGCUGCUCACACUCCGGUGGUCCUCUGUGUGACGGGGACAUCGAGGAGGCUGACGGGGUCCUGCAGGUUUUCUGUCCGUGGCAUGACUACGACUUUGACCUCAGGACUGGCAAGUCAGGCACCUCCUUACAGCAACAAGUGUAUGAAGUCAAACUGGAGGACGGCAACGUGUACGUGAAACACGCCAGUCCUCUCUCCCUGCUGCCUUUCCCCGCAGAUCCCAAAAGCUAAACAACCUCAGCCGCAGCUGCUUCAUCCUUCAGACCAUCGAACCGCUUCUGCUUUGAUUGCCGUGAACUCAGGACGCUAUCGGCGAGACUGUCUGAAGAGGACAUGACUUCAUUCAAUAGUCUCAAGAGUUUUCGUUACUGGAUUUUCCAGGUAUAGUCUCAUCACAGACACUGAGCGUGAGGGGCAGUGACCUCACCACUCACCUUGAAAACAAACAGUCACAAAAAUGAAACAUAAAUACACAACAUUUGACUUUUCUCCACAGAUGUUAUUGAACCACCAUAUUUUAUAAUUGGCUGAAUAAAAAAACGAUUUGUCUCACUUAAUUAUUUCCUACAUUUUUUAAAGGCUUUUUGACAAGGAUAUUAUUUCACCGAUACAAAUAUUACAGUAUGAAUAUAUUUAUAUGUUAUAUGUCACAAUUGUGCGAGCAAUCACGUGUUUAGUUGAAACCCACUCAUCUUGCAGAGAGAUUUUGAAAGCAGUUGAUCUCAGUUCUCAAACUCUCUACUUGUCCAAAAUCUUUGCAAAAUCAUACUUGCAAAGUGAUACAUUUCCAUGCAGCCAGAAAUGAAGCAUUUUCUUUUAUCUGUGUUAUUAGAUGCAAAGGGAGUCAGUACAAUACACAGUAUGCAUACAGUCUGUUGUUAUGUAAAUGCAAUUGAAAAAAACAAUAUGAACGAAAUACAAAGUAGAGCAAUAAAAUCUGAUGAAUGCGGUGUUGAUGUCUUAAAAAGAUGUGCAGAUGCAAAUGAUCACUGUGUUAUGUGUUACAAAGGUAGGAGCUGUAAAUAUUGGAAUAUAUAAACAUAAUUUGCAAUGGAGGAAUUUGUAUGUAACUCUGAAAUAAUAUAACAACAUUUUCUUUCCACUUCUACCAAACUCAACCGUCACUCGUUCAUACUGGGUUUGGUCAAACCUCACAGACACAGUCCCUGGGCUGAGUUGGGGCCUUUGGAUACAUUUCGAAAUUUAUUCCACUGACGUCUUGCAACAGCAGCUCUUUCAGAAUUCGAGUUGUUUAACCCAAAUAGAGUUCCAGCAAGUCAAACACACAUGAAGGGCACAGCAAUUAUGCCUGGUAGCAGCUCCGGUGUUAAGAUGUCUCCAUCAGCCAUUUCCCUCCACGUCUGGCCCGUUCACAGACAGGUUUGUCUGUUACUGACGCAAUGGGAUUUAGAAGAAACGGUUAGCGAGGCGCCAGAGGAAGGUUCAUGACCUGAAAUGCACCAUUGCCUCGAGAGAAAUGUGUUUUUCUAGCUUGAUGUGUGUGUCUGUGGGCACUGAUGCGAGUGUGUUUUCGUUAUUCCUCCGUGGUGAGAACAGUCACUCACUAUGUUUUUUUGUCAGGAACACUGAGCCCAGUCGAGAAGGUGUCAGUGUGGCGCGACACUCGUUUUCCUCCCUGUCAUGUUCCCUGCUGUGCAUUUUUAUUACAAUAAUAACUCAGCUGCCUGAAAAUGUGCUGCAGAGGUCUUGGUGUGCAUUAUAACUCAUCACCUGGAGGGCGAAGGGAAUACACGCUGGAGAUGCAACUAUUUUCAUUAUCAGUAGAAGGACAAAGUAAGUACUGUGCAGGAUUCUGCAAAAGCCAGGAGAAUUACGUAUAUACAUUUUGACAUAACAAUCCAUACGUGUCACUGAGGAAACCAGCAUUCAUGUCAGACUUUUACUAAAUGUUUCCAUAAUUAUUUUCACAUGUACAGAUAAUUUUGAUAUGUUUCUUCCUUGUUACUUGUGUGAACUAUGUAUCUUGCCAGUAUGUCAAAAAAAUAUCUGCAGACUAUAUACACCAACAACUGUGGCACAUUUGAUCAGUGGACACAAGACUGUGUUCAUUGUGUUCUGUUUUUAUGUAUUAUUUAAAAUCACAAAUUAAAUUAUUCUGUUAUCAA
Messenger RNA from Pleuronectes platessa (European plaice), 2300 nucleotides. RefSeq lists its product as uncharacterized. Bases 1 to 405 code for a protein of 134 amino acids. The record is from RefSeq and is a predicted model, not a curated record. Lineage: Eukaryota; Metazoa; Chordata; Actinopteri; Pleuronectiformes; Pleuronectidae. Gene Ontology annotation, molecular function: 2 iron, 2 sulfur cluster binding. The transcript has 4 exons.